AUCUCUCUCUUGUGUUCUCGUUUCCUCUCUCUCACUCUCAACUCGUAAUGCUGAAAUCAUGGCAUUGUUUCUGAUCAGCCCGAGGAAGACAGUUCAUCAGCUAGUGACUUUAUCUCAACGUUAUUACAGCAGCUGUUCCAAAAUGAAGAGAGGAUUAUUACUGGGAGUUUACGAAGGAGAUAAUGAUAAUGACGUUGUCCUAACUCCAGCAGCUGCUAAAUAUAAUGAACUCGUCAACGGUAAAUUGGUCACAAACAUAAACCUUGCUGGACCAAAAAUAAAAAAGAGCAAAACUCGCGUUUUCUGGGGCCUUGAAAAUGCACAGCAUGCUUGCGUUGCCGUAGUAGGACUUGGCAAGAAAAAUGUUGGAAUCAACGUGUUGGAAGAGAUUGAUGAAGCUAAAGAAAACAUUCGUACGGCUGUUGCUGCUGGAUGCGGUGCCCUUGAGAAUGUUGACGUUAAAGAAAUUGACGUCGAGCCGAUGGGAGAUGCUGAAGCCGCUGCUGAAGGCUCGCUUCUCGCUUCCUGGAUUUUUCGGGAGUUCAAGAACAAAUCUAAGCAGAAAGUUUUGCCCAAUGUUUCAUUGUACGGUUCUGAUCAAGCAGACAGCUGGGAGGUCGGUAAAAUAAAAGCACAAGCUCAGAAUUGGGCACGUCGGUUAGCUGACACGCCUGCGAAUUUAAUGACCCCAACGAUCUUUAGCGAUACUGUUGCCAGCACCCUCCGUUCGCUUAUUAAUGUCCAGGUUAUUAUUCAUGACAAGCAAUGGGCUGAAGAUAAAAAAAUGGGAUCAUUUUUAAGUGUGUCUCGCGGUAGCGUUCAAGAGCCCAAGUUUUUGGAAAUCCAUUAUAAGGGAGCGAAUGAUGUAACCGAAGCUCCCAUUGCUUUAGUUGGCAAAGGAGUUACUUUUGAUGCUGGUGGUAUCAGUCUUAAGUCCCCAGGUAAUAUGGAUGAAAUGCGCGCAGACAUGGGAGGAGCCGCAUGUGUAGUAGCUUCAAUAAAAGCAGCUGCAGAAUUAAAAUUAAAAGUAAACAUCGUCGGAUUGAUUCCACUGACGGAAAACUUACCGUCCGGCUCGGCGACCAAACCCGGAGACUUGGUCAUUGCAAUGAACGGGAAGACGAUUAUCGUCGACAACACUGAUGCCGAGGGGCGACUCAUUCUUGCUGAUGCACUCUGCUACGCUGCUGAAUUCAAACCAAAGCUUACGCUGGACAUCGCUACCCUCACUGGUGCUAUGGGAGUCGCUCUGGGAGCCGCGGCUACUGGAGUUUUCUCAACUGAUGCCACUUACUGGGAGGCAUUGAAAGCUGCUGGUACUUUCACUGGCGAUCGUGUUUGGAGAAUGCCUUUGUGGCAACACUACAACAAUAAAAUGACAAAACCAGUUAAAGCUGCAGAUGUCAACAACAUGGCUAAAGUUAAAGGCGGUGGUGCCUGCUCAGCGGCUGGAUUUUUGCGCGAAUUCGCAAGUGACGCAUGUCCAUGGAUGCACUUGGACAUUGCUGGUGUCAUGAGUUCAAACAACGACGACCUUAAUUACUUGCAUGGCGGAAUGAGUGGCAGACCUACGAGAACGUUGAUACAAUUCCUACGACAAUUUUCUGCCUAAUUUAUUUAUUUAAGCCACACUAUUAACUAAAUAAUAAUAAAUAAAUAAAUCAUUAACAGAACUCUUUACUUUGUGGCAUUUACACUAACUCUUUUUAUACAACUUUGAUAACUAUUCUUCGAUGCUCUAGACUUCUCUUCCUUGUACAGCUUUACUUUUGUAGUUUAUUUUCUUCAAUUGUAUUAAAUUAAAUUCACUGUCUACUUAUAAUUAUUUUUAAUAUUACAGUACACAUACAUUAGUAAAUGAUUAAUUUUUUUUCAUUGUGAAGGCGAUUUUGAGGUGAUUAUUAUUUAAUUAUUAAAUUAAUUCGUUGUACAGGAUGAGAAAGGAGAGUCAUUAAGUGAUUGAUAAUUCAUUUCUGUAAAAGUUUGUAACUAAUAAAUAAAUAAAUAAAUAAAAUAUAAU
Messenger RNA from Cotesia glomerata, 2020 nucleotides. Its product is annotated as cytosol aminopeptidase-like. Lineage: Eukaryota; Metazoa; Arthropoda; Insecta; Hymenoptera; Braconidae. The transcript has 7 exons. The record is from RefSeq and is a predicted model, not a curated record. The coding region runs from base 59 to 1612 and encodes 517 amino acids. Gene Ontology annotation, molecular function: metalloaminopeptidase activity; manganese ion binding. Gene Ontology annotation, biological process: proteolysis. Gene Ontology annotation, cellular component: cytoplasm.